AUGUGCUGCGAUGCAUAUUUACAGAACUUGGAAAAUGCAUCUGUGGUCCCAUCAGAAAAGAGAUCAUUUAACACACCACCACAAAGCGUGUAUGAAUGCUUCAAUAUGACUUGUGUAUGUGGAUUUAUGGGAGGAUCUAUGACAUCGGGAAGCUGUCGUCUGAAAAAUGGCAUGACGGUGGGACAGACAUUACGCAAAGAAUAUCGAAUGCUUACCGAUGAUGAAAGGAGCAGAUUUCACAAGGCUUUAUGGUCGAUUAAGAACUCUGGAGUCUACGAUUACCUUAACCGGAUCCACACCCGUUUUGCAGUCUCCAGCGGAGCCCAUGCAGGUCCUGCAUUUGUCCCAUGGCAUAGAGAGUUUCUGAAAAGGGUGGAAAUCGCUCUAAGAAUGGUGGAUCCCUCUAUGGCCUUAACAUACUGGGAUUCUACUAUGGACAGUCGCCUGACCAAGCCUGAACAUUCAGUUCUAUGGAGUAGCGAAUUGCUGGGCGGUUCGAAACCAGGCGAAGUGAAAGAUGGACCAUUUGCUGGGUGGAUGCUUGAAAGUAAAGCUCGAGUUAUCAAACGUGAUGUCGGAAAGUUAUCUGCUCCAAUGCCAAUUGACGAUGUGCAAACUUAUAUGUCAAGGAAAGAUAUGGUCCUGACUGCAUCAUCAGCUAAUGAUCCAACUUUCUUUCUGCAUCAUUCGUUCAUCGAUUUUAUUUGGGAGUCUUGGCGACAAGCUACGCAGGUACAUAGAAGCAGCGAAUUUUGAAA
This is a messenger RNA of Cylicostephanus goldi, 758 nucleotides long. NCBI's taxonomy places the organism in Eukaryota, Metazoa, Nematoda, Chromadorea, Rhabditida, Strongylidae. The record is from the annotation of a GenBank genome assembly.